This is a messenger RNA of Ostrinia nubilalis (European corn borer), 1589 nucleotides long. RefSeq names its product Golgi pH regulator (gene GPHR). Gene Ontology annotation, molecular function: voltage-gated monoatomic anion channel activity. Bases 80 to 1477 code for a protein of 465 amino acids. Gene Ontology annotation, cellular component: Golgi cisterna membrane. The transcript has 9 exons. Gene Ontology annotation, biological process: intracellular pH reduction. The record is from RefSeq and is a predicted model, not a curated record. NCBI's taxonomy places the organism in Eukaryota, Metazoa, Arthropoda, Insecta, Lepidoptera, Crambidae.
CUGACAGGUGUUGUUUUGCUGUACGGCAAAAUAUUGUAAAACGAUAAUUUUAUUCAAAUUAUUGAAGUAAACAAACAAAAUGACUCUUUUAGAAGAUACUUUGAUCAUUCUGAUAUCCCAGACGUUUUUCUUCGUCGGCGGCUGGAUAUUUUUCGUGAAGCAGUUAUUUCGCGACUAUGAAGUCCACCACACGAUGGUGCAGCUCAUAUUCUCAGUCACAUUCGCCCUCAGUUGCACUAUGUUUGAGCUAAUUAUUUUUGAAAUCAUUGGUUACUUGGAUUCAAGCUCGAGAUACUUCCAUUGGAACCUGGGACUUUACUCACUGCUCUUUAUGGUUAUAGCACUAAUACCUUUUUAUAUCGCAUAUUUUUGCAUUAGCAAUGUCAGAUUUGUCUCCCAAAAUAUGAUAAGACCACUAACAAUGUUUGUGUGGUUCAUCUAUUUGUAUUUCUUCUGGAAAAUAGGAGACCCAUUUCCUAUUUUGAGUCCUAAACAGGGAAUAUUCUCCAUAGAGCAGGGAGUGUCUCGGAUUGGAAUCAUUGGAGUGACCGUCAUGGCUCUGCUCUCUGGUUUUGGUGCUGUCAACUAUCCGUACACAUCUAUGGCUAUUUUCAUAAGACCCGUCACCCAAUCCGACGUAUUGUCAAUAGAGAAGAAACUCCUCCAAACAAUGGACAUGAUUUUGGUGAAGAAGAAAAGGAUAGCACUAGCCGAAGCGAACAGUGUGGGAGGGAGACAGAAUUACAGCAUGAUGGACCAGUUGAACGUGAAGAAUAAGGGUGGUUUCUGGACGAAUAUACUGUCAAGUGUUGGAAGUAUAGCGAAUCCUUUAGGACAGGGCACAGAAAACAUAAACCAGCUCCGGCAAGAGAUAGCCGGCCUAGAGGAACUAAGCCGACAGUUGUUCUUAGAAGCUCACGACGCCCGCACUAUGCGCGAGAAAAUCGAAUGGUCUCACACCUUCCAGGGGAAGUAUUUCAACUGCCUCGGGUAUUUCUUCUCGCUGUACUGCAUAUGGAAGAUAUUUAUUUCAACAAUUAACAUAGUGUUCGACCGCGUCGGCAAGAAGGACCCAGUCACUCGCGGGCUUGAGCUCGUGGUGCACUGGCUCGGGCUGCGCAUCCACGUGGCUUUCUGGUCGCAGCAGCUGUCCUUCGCAUUGGUUGGAUGUAUUCUACUUACUAGCAUACGGGGGCUACUGCUCACGCUCACCAAGUUCUUCAACAAGAUCUCCUCAUCAAAAUCAUCGAACAUCAUCGUUCUUAUCUUGGCCCAAAUAAUGGGCAUGUACUUCUGUUCGUCAGUACUAUUGAUGCGGAUGAAUAUGCCUCCAGAAUACCGGAUCAUCAUCACCCAGGUGUUAGGAGAUCUGCAGUUUAACUUCUACCAUAGAUGGUUCGACGUUAUAUUCUUAGUUAGUGCCUUGACGAGUAUAUUUACGCUGUAUUUGGCACAUAAACAGCCUUCGGUGAGUUAGGGCGUGUAGUUGUUGAUAAGUACAAUGAUUUGUAAAGUUUAAAAUUUAAUUUAUAGGUCUAUUCCACCUUGAACACCUGUAUUAGAUAGAUCACCCAGGUGAUCAAAGUGAC